This is a messenger RNA of Thamnophis elegans (Western terrestrial garter snake), 4042 nucleotides long. RefSeq lists its product as uncharacterized. NCBI's taxonomy places the organism in Eukaryota, Metazoa, Chordata, Lepidosauria, Squamata, Natricidae. The record is from RefSeq and is a predicted model, not a curated record. Bases 595 to 1293 code for a protein of 232 amino acids. The transcript is spliced from 3 exons.
ACACUUUUGAAUCGAGCGAAGGGGGGAGGGGGGCAAGCGCCAUGGAGGUUACUCUGUUCCAAUCGCAUUAAAGGAGGACACAGGAAUCUAAGAGUAUUGAUAAGAGGCACUGAAUGGUUCUGUCUCCUGUAAGUUACCUCUCCCUAUUUCAUCUGGUUUCAAAGUCCAGUGAAGAGAGUUCAGACAACAGGAUGAAGAACACAUAGCUUGAAGCGCUUUAUUCCUCCCCUGAGGAGCACAAUGGCAGCAGGUCAGAAAUGAGACCCAGUUUGGGAAUAUUUUAAUGAAGUUCCUCUACCUACGAGUAAAGCAGGUAUGCGUGCAAAACACAAGCAAUGCGACAGUGAGUUGCAAGGCCUGGUGGUCUGAAUGAAACAACAUCAUGUGAUGAAAGGACCAUGUUGGAAGAGGCCGGACCUUCAGGUUCGUAUACUUCUUAUUUCACCAUAUUUUUUAGACUGCCAUGAGGUAUUGGUAUGAUAAAGCAAUAAUAUAUAUCUUGUAUUGUUAGUGCACGGCACUGCAUUUUUAUACAGUUGCCAAAAAAAGAAAUAAUGAGUUGAAAUAUGCAAAUAUUCCUUUUUAGGAUGUACUAUGUGGGAAUACAAUGAGAAAUUCACAAUAAGCAUACACGGUUUAAAUAAUAAAAUAACAGCAUUGAUUUUUUUGUUUUUGUUUAGGUGUGUGGAGAAAAUAAAUCUAAAAGAAGAAAUAGUGAAAGUAGUGGAACCAGAAGAAAGCUCAGAAGAUAUGGCAGUUGUUCCUCCCAGUCAGGAGCAGCUCCCUUUUUGGGGGAUACCGAACGGAGGCCCUUGCGGAAAAGUAAAAGCCAAAACGAAAACUCAACCCCAGACAGACUCUAAUGAAAUUACAGAAAAUGAUCUCUUACAUAUCCAACAGAAUCAACUGCAUAUCAUUCAAUCUGGGUUCGAUAGCAUCAAUCAUAAUCUUCGGCUGCUACACCAAGGAAUGCAAGAUCUCAACAACAGCCUCAGUGUCAUGGCACAUACAUUAGUUGCUAUAAAAAAUGUCUAUGUGAAAAACAAUGCCGGUCCAACUACCUUUGCUACUGUCACUACCCAGACCACCGCAGGGUACCUGAGUCCUGGGUCCCCUUUAAUCGAGGACAGAGUUAGGGUACCAGUGGCUGGGAGGAGUAGCAGAAGCAGCAGCUGCAAUUCCAGCUCAAUGUCGCAAGAACCAGGCCCUUCAGAAUUUCCUUGGCCUCCACACAGACCUAUUAAGAAGGAACAUUCAAAUGGCUGUUAUUAUUUCUGUUUUGCAGAUGUGUGAGACUUGAACACAUGUAAAGCAACUGUGACAUUUGAGUAGCUAUUCUGUACCCUGUCCUGGCACUGCAUCAUGGCUAGCAGAUUUCUAUAGCUAUUCGUUUCUCAUAAAUGCUAAAUGUAUGAAAUAUCCAGUAUUCCCAUGUGCAGAAAGCCUGUAUCAUAAGUGGAACAACACUAGCUACAAAUUGAUUCAACACAAAAGGUCCUGAUAACUAUCCACUUUCUAAAUCGCCAUCCUACGGUUUCAGAGUUAUCGCUCCAGCAUAGUGCGUCAGUCACAUCAUUGACACAUAUCCGCAAUAUAUCACCUAAAAAAAAAACCAUCUGGAACAAUCACCAUGGAUAAGAUUGUGAUAAAAACCAGCAGAUUAGAAAAAGAGUUAAUUGAUGGAAAAAUUGCUUGGCUUGUUUAUGCGCCUGCUUUCCAUCUGCUUGAAAACCCAUACUUUGAUACUAUGAUUCAGUCACAGAGACCAGGAUACAGUCCACCAAGUAGAUUAGAUGAUGUAGGGAAACUGCUGGAUAAAGUAUAUGAUGAAGAAAUUACGCAAUGUGCAACAAGUCGAGAAGGUAAAAUUGUUAAGCUAAGUCUUGAUGGGUGGAGUAAUGUCCACAAUGAUCCUAUUUGUAUGUGUUGGAUAACAACAGAAGAACGGAAUGCAUUCCUUGCAGAAAUUGAUUGUUACUUCAGGAAAUGCACACACAGCAGCAUACUUAGAAGACGUAGCAGCAAAAGUUAUCAUAACAUGCAAAAAAAAAAAUCACAUGUCAAGUACGCAGUUUGGUCACAGACUAAUGUGUCCAAAAUGAGAGUACAUUUAGAACAACAUGAAGAAACUACCAAGCUAAUAACAUAUGGUUGUUGUGCUCGUUUGAUGCGUCUCCUAGCUUCUGUGUCCCAGAAAUGGAGUAAUGUUGAAAUUGCUAAAUACUUCCGUAACAAUCAUUUUGCAGCAUAAUGGGUGGAACCAAGCUAACGCUCCCACAAGAUGUCAGAUGGAACACUGUAGUGGACUGUUUUGAAAAAUAUAUAAAAAAACCUGGCCUAAUCUGAUGACCGUUUGUUAGCAAAAUCGAGAAAAAAUAGAUGGCACUUCCACAGCCAAAAUCCUCAACAUUGGUCUUAAGCGAAUGCUGGCUGGGGAAUUCUGGGAGUUGAAGUCCGGACAUCUUCAAGUUGCCAAGGUUGAGAAACGCUGUCUUAAGAGAAAUGUUGAACAUAUGCUGAGCAUCCUGAAACCCAUUUCUGAAGCUUUAUGUGAACUCACCUGACCUCCUCUCGAGUUGCCAAGGGCGAUGGGAAAACAAACUUUGUAACUGGAUCAAGGAGCUGGUAUCUCAGUCAAAACAAGGUACUUUCCAACUGAUAGGUCGCCACAGGAACCCACAGGGGCUGGAAAGGAGUGAUCUCUACAACCCGAGAAAUUGCUUCGUUGGAGAAUGUGACUGAUAACACACCUUGGCGGGAGGGGGAAAAUAGGGUCACAGCCGGGACGUAAAUUAAGUGAGGUCAGAGUUGGCUUCAUUUGGUCCAUGCUGACAUGAAGCUCCUAAUAAGUCACUGGAUUUCUUUUGAAGCCUGGUGUGAGGCUCAUGAUUUAAUUAGGCCAUGGUAGGAACCCAGGCACUUUAAACAAAAUCCAGAAAAAAUAGUUGUUUUAUUGCUGAUGCUGUUGAAAUUUGGAAGGAACUGAGUGUGCACUUAAAAACAGAACUGCACACUGACAAGCAGAAAUUACAAGAUUUUAAAAAGCGAAUGGGACAAGCACUGUCUCCAGCUCAUUUUCUCGCAAACGUCAAUAUCCAGUACCAGGGUCAAACCUUAAGUGCUGAAGAAGAGCAGCAAUCAUCUAUAUCUAGUGCCAACUAUAAUGAACUUCAGAACUAAGGGGGAACCAUUCAAGAGAUAUGUUUGCUGAUGAGGUUUUAAAGAAAGUUUCACCAGUGAAUCAGUGGAAGUCACUUAAGUACUUGGAUUCAGAAAGUGUUGAAGUAAUGAUUUCGCUUUUAACCUCAGUGGCAUUAAAAGAAUAUUCUUUGCCUUUGGACUUAUUCACUCAACAUUGAGAGAUCGUCUUGAGGCCUGAUAAAGCAGGAAAGCUUCUUUUUCUUUUCCAGAUCAUGAACAAACAAGAACAAAGAUAAAAAUGAGUGAGUUGCAGAAGACCAUGGUUGAAGUUUGUCUGAUGUGGGCCCAGUGGAUAUAGUCAGUUUUAAGUUCUUUUGUUUGUUUUUUUCAAAGAUGUUUUGUUUGCACUUCAGUUACAAAACACUGAUGUUUAAGCAAAUACAAGAAUAUAAUAUGUUAUUGUUUUAAUUAAAUAAAAGAAUUUGAGUACUUCUCCAACUCUGAUUAACCUGUUAACCUAAAAUUGGUUCUGAUAUUACUAUUUUGCUAACCUGACAGCUUAUUAUUCUAAAUAGGAAACUUUCACUUUGUUUGCAAAUAAUAAUAUUAAAGAUUCUAACUACCAGCAAGAAUGAGUCCUUCAUUUGAAGAGCACCUGUCAUUUCAGAUCCACCAUGGCAGUGCCUGUUAGUGGGCAUCCAUUCACCUGCUGCCUGUCACGUCCCUCACCUUGUUGUGUCACUGCCGCAUCACCAGCUGCCCCAUUAAAGCGAAUGGGACAGUCAGUGAGUCAACAGCGGGUCAGAGGUGAAGCCGCUGCUGGACAGAGAUGAUCGUUGCUCUUUAAAAAUUAUGAUUUAAAUUGAGUUGAUGAGCCGAGGUGGCGCAGUGGUUAAAUGCA